Hippocampus comes (tiger tail seahorse) is the source of this 2632-nucleotide messenger RNA. RefSeq names its product protein FAM83B-like. Lineage: Eukaryota; Metazoa; Chordata; Actinopteri; Syngnathiformes; Syngnathidae. Gene Ontology annotation, molecular function: protein kinase binding. Gene Ontology annotation, cellular component: membrane; cytoplasm. The record is from RefSeq and is a predicted model, not a curated record. The transcript has 3 exons. Gene Ontology annotation, biological process: signal transduction. The coding region runs from base 1 to 2475 and encodes 824 amino acids.
AUGUGUAAGUCGCAACUCGGCCUUAAUUUGCGCCGCGUCCGGAUUUUCCUGUCGGGCAACGUCGACGGCGGUAGAACAAAACACGGCUCUCAGCCCUCGGUUUCGAUCAAACGUCAGGCGGCGCGUUUGGUCUUGAGGGAAGGACCUCCGCCGAGGCCCGACAAUCCGCGCCUGCAUGGAGACACGCCGCCUCCUCUCAAUGACAUUGUUAGAGGAAUCUACAAAGAGAAUAAUAUCAUGUUUAAAGUUCGGGCCGGUCCGGACGGAGGGAUCUUGGAAUCCACAGUAAUCACAUUACCGCUAGAGUGCAAACAGAUAGCGGAAGGCGAGACUCAAACUCUUGACAGACAGUGGCGCUUUGCUCGCCGAGGCGGAUGCCGUUUGCGCAGGUCGGCGGGACUCGGGCAUCGAGGAAUGCGAUCGGCUGUGGCUUCUCGCUCCUCACGGGUCCCGAAAAUGCAACCGGGCUUAUCGAGGCAUUCCACUUGUCGCCAUCAGAACAUUCGCGUGCGGACGGUGAGAGGUCAGCAGUAUCGCUGCCAGUCCGGCAUCAAGUUUCACGGCGGCUUAGAGCAGCGAUUCAUCCUGGUGGACUGCCGCAGCGUUUUGUACGGAACCUACAGCUACACGUGGUCCUUUGAGAAGAUCAACGUGAGCAUGGUACUGGUGGUCACCGGUCAGCUGGUGAGCUCCUACGACGAAGAGUUCCGCCGCCUCUACGCUCGCUCGACCGUCCCCGAAGCGCUGCACAAGGAGCGCUCGCACGUGGAGUACCUGAGAGACGCGGCGCCGCUGCGCAGUCCAAACUCCAGCCAACUUUCGCUGCAUCAACUUCACGUGAGAUCCCGAGGGACUCGCGGUUUGAGGGGUUUGGCUCAGGACGAGCUCUUGACCAGGGGCCUCAGCGUACAGGACCGCCUACAUCUGUCCCACUUUUCCGACCACAUGACAAGAGGCCAGAGUUUUGGUGGAGACCUGCAGAAGUUAAACCCCAUGACUCGGCUCAGGAUGGGGACCAGAGAGGUCGGAGCGCCCGUCGUUCCGGACGGGGCCGGCUCUAGUCUGCUGGCGCCCGCCAGGAUGUCUCACCAGCAUGUUCGACACCAAGGCCGAUACGGCCUGGACCAGAAUCUGAUCCCUUUCAACUCUGAGACCUCCCUCCACAGGUGGAAGAUGGACACGUACCUGAACAGCCAGGUGAACCUCGACGGAUCGUGCGACGCCUUGUCCCCGCUCACGUCGCCAUACGGCAGCCGCGCGGUCCUGAACGACCACCGGCCGCGAGGGAUCAACAACAGAUCCAGGGACAUCAAGUCCCGCUUGGACGAGAUGCGGCAGAAAAGACUCAGUUAUCAGGAGUACGACAGUCUCAGGCACAGCCAAGAAUCUCUGCGAUCCAUGUAUCAAAGUCUGGAUCGGCCCAAGUUCAAGUCUUCGUUGAGAGGCCUGGACGUGCGGCAGAACGUCGCGGAGGAGGCCGGCGGGCCGGAUGAUGCCAACCGCCGAAACCUCGAUUCAAACCGGGCCGACGACGGCGACCGCUCCGCCUCAUACUUUGACAUCCAAACGAGUCCCGAGCAAAAGGCCGGCCCCGCGUACGAGUGGUACGAGCCCAUCGCCAGGACCCCUUCGGCCGCCCAACUGGAGGACAAACUCAAAGACUCCUCCCUCAAGUACCCCGGUGGUCUGCAGCGCCCCAGAACCAUGGAGUCCCUCAUUGAAAUCCCCGAGGAGAAAGAGGUUUGCGGCAAUCCUGUCCUGACUGCCGCUGUUCUCAAAGACCGGAACAGCGGAAACGAAGACAAGACUUCCAAAAUGCACUUGACUGAGAAAAAUUCCGGAUCUCAGGAGGCCAAGUCGGGGCCUCGAGAAACAAACAAGGCGCCUUCUCACGAGAAGGGAACUCUUCCAAAGACCUUAACUGCCGGCGAGGUGAAAGGCCAUCAUCAUCGGGAGGAGUUCCCGCUUCAGCGGAAGAAAUCCACCCGGCUCAAAGGCUCGGAGGAAAAGAAGGCUUCCAAGAAGGAGGAGAAAUCCCUCCAAAGGAAGGCAUCGCUGCGAUCGCAGAACUCCUGCAGCUCAAACUCGCGGGCGUCCCUUUUGGCAAAAGCGUCUGCCACCGAGCACAGGAGCAGCCAGAGCUCGGCGGUGGAGAACGAAAAGCCAAAGUCUUCCUUCACCUUCCACCGACUGUCCUCUCAACGCUCCAGCAAGCGAAAGUCCAACCCGGCCGCGGCGGGGCCGCAGCAGGGCUCCCGGGAGAAUCUGGAAGAGCAGGGAAAGGGGGCCUACGAGAGCCGGCGGGAAAAGGCCUGCAGUCGCUACGAGUACCUGCUACAUUCUCGGGUCCCUGCGCACAAAGCCAAGCGAGGAGGUGGAGGGCAACCCCCAAACAGCCCGACACAAAGUGGCGCCGACAACAGACUGGGACGAUUCAUGCAGCGGGUUGGGAACCUCAUCGGGAAGAACAAGUAGAACAUCGGAAGAAGGGCCAAUCGUGUCAAGGAGGCUGACCGUGGCGCCGCUUAAAAGUUAGGUACCGUAGAAUCGUGACUUUUUCACAUCGCGUAUGCAAAUAUCGGUGUGCCUUGUGUCCCAGCCGUUCACUGUGAAAAUUAAACAAUCAAGUCGA